AUGGGACAGAAAUGUGCAGUGAAAUAAUAAAAAAAGAGAUACUGAGGAAAGAAAAGGAAGACAUGCGAGGACUAAACUAAUUCAAACUUGACAAAAACAAACUCAGGUAGUUUUUGUUGAAUAGUCUGUACUUCACUGGUGUAGUUGAUCUUGUUUUAUUCUUACAAAAACAAUUUAUCAAGUAUCUAGUGACGUAGAUUUACACAAACUAAAUGAGAUAUAAACAAUAAACUGCAUGUUGUUUGCAUGUCAGCAGUCUGUGAGUCAGUGCCGACUGCACAUAUGAAGAUCUCAGGACAAGGUCACCCUGGAGCAGCCAUGACACCAGGAUGUAGGACCCAGCCCCCCUCCCACCUCCACCCUCUUUCAAUCCUCUCUUUUUAAAUUGCAGCAAGCAGCAAAGACACUUCAGAGAGGGUUCUUUUUGGACAAAGAGGAUCCAGUGUGUGUUGAGGGGGGGAAACAGGAGAGAGGACAGGCACACCGGCAUUCUUCUCCCUCCUUCUUUACUCUCCGACCACCACUCGGAGGCUGACAGCUCCUGGCGGACGUGCAGGCAGGAUGAUAGCGGCUCAGCUCCUGGCCUACUUCUUCACUGAGUUGAAGGAUGAUCAACUCAAGAAGAUUGACAAGUACCUGUACUCCAUGCGUCUGUCGGACGAGACGCUGAAGGACGUCAUGGGUCGUUUCCGCAGGGAGAUGGAGAACGGGCUCCACAGUGACACCAACCCCACGGCCACCGUCAAGAUGCUGCCCACCUUCGUCAGGUCCCUCCCUGAUGGAUCAGGUAGAGUUCAGAGAAGAAUCACAAAAAUCAACCCUUGAACUGUUUGGAAUAAAAAAAAGAGAGAGAGAAUUUUGACCUGGGACACUACAAAUGUAUGGAUGUCGUCGUCGUCUGUCUUGUAUUUUCUUUUUCUUUUUUUCCUGUCUUUUGCUGAUGCACACGUACAUUUUAAACUCAUUCAGUCUCUGUUUUAUCAGUGUCCACACUGAACUAAAGCUCUGAUGCUCUCGUUGUUGUUUUAUUCAGAGUUUCCACAUUGUCAAUAGUUAAUGACCCUCAUCCUGCUAUGACCCGUCUGUAGAAACACAGAAAUAUUGCUGAGGCGUUAAAACGGUCUGUUACGUAACAUAAGCCUCUUUGUGGCCUAGAUUUGGACUCAGUAGAUCACUAUUGUCUUAGCACCGUAGCCAAAGAGGUCACGCAGUCAGGAGGAUCACAUGUCCUCGUCUGUCCCUAUAUAACAGCUGUCGGAAGGGAAAAAAAAACUGUUGAAUAAUAACCUUUUUGAGUUGGUCAGUACACAGACAACUGAAUGAUUAUCAACAUUUAUUUUCUGUUUAUCAGUUUCACUUCUGCGAUAAAUGUUUGUAUUUCAGUGUUUAAUCAAACAUCCUCCUCUUCUGGACUGAAAAGAAAUUCUUAAUAUUGACAGAAAGACUCUUUCUGACGGUAAACAACUCUUAGAGAGAAAGUAUUUGACCGACUGACUCCACCUGAUUGUGUAGUUAAUGCAGUAUUAACACGUGCAGCGUUUGGAAGCGCUCUAACUCUUUGUGACCUGAUGGUGACAUCCGUGUGUAGGUCCUGCGUUCCACUAAUGAUAUAAAGUGGUUUACCUUCUUGCUUUAACACUGGUUCGAGGAGACUUAGCACUGAGCAACAAAUCACGCUUUGUCACCUCAUGGUCGACCUGCGGCAGUCAUCGAGGUCACGCUGCAGAGGCGACCAGGAGCAGAAUCAAUAUUCAGUAAUCAAUAGUCGACUGACUGUGGUAGAAAGGAACACACUGGUAAAAAUUAUUAAAAAUAAAGAUGAUUUUUUUUUGUCUGUGACUGUUAGGCUUCAGCUCAUGUACAACUUUAUUACACAGAUCCCCAGAGAGUUUGGGUCCAAAGUUUUUGGUACGUUUCUCACUUGACUAAUCUGUUUCUCUAGGUUGGAUUUUGGCUUCAGGAAACAUGGAACAAACACUAUGACCAUAGACACAAAAGUUCACCACAACAUACAAUGACAGACCCAGUUCAGUCCAGUUACGGUACAGGCGGUAAAACUCCGACCCACUGUUCCCUGCAGGCACUCACUGCAGUCAGAAACACGCACAUCCGUCAGCGACGAUCACAUGUCAUUCCAGUCAGGUCAGGUCAGGUGUAUAAAUAGUUCAACACAGCAGCAGCAAACACUACAGUUGGUCACAGUCUGUCAGUACUGAAUGAAGGACUUUAAUUUUUUUUUUUUUUUUUUUGACUUCCCCAGAAACUGAAAGGUCACAGGUCACACAAUCCUCACUGAUUUGACACCUUUUCAUACAGUGUCUCUGUGAAAUUCAUUUCAUUUUAUGAAGGAUUUAAAUACCAAUGAAUGGUUGAAGACUUUUACGUUGAAAUGAAUACUGCUGUGGGCACAGUACUACAGGGGAAACGACUGUGGGGAAAAUAUACGUUUAUUUAUUACGCUGUAAAAAUAGUUUGUAUUUGAAUACACGUCGUGUCCAGUUUUCAGUCGUUGAAUCUGAUCUAAUCAGAGUGAUUAUCUUCGCAGAGGAUCCGUUUACAUCUGCCCUCUAUGCCUAAAGUGACACUUGACCCUUGACCUCUACAGGUGCUCUGUUUACAUGAAAACACGUUGGAUGUAGAAGUAAAAACUAAGGCAGAGAAUCCUGACUUCAGGUCUCGUUUGUCUAUGUCUUUUAAAGUGUUUUUUUUUUUUUCACUAAAAACUAAAUUUUGUCAGAUGAAGCUGAUGAUGAAGCUUACUCACUUUUUUUUUGUGGAGUUGAACCCUGGGAUAUACACAGUCUG
Messenger RNA from Cynoglossus semilaevis (tongue sole), 2805 nucleotides. RefSeq names its product hexokinase-1-like. NCBI's taxonomy places the organism in Eukaryota, Metazoa, Chordata, Actinopteri, Pleuronectiformes, Cynoglossidae. Gene Ontology annotation, molecular function: mannokinase activity; D-glucose binding; ATP binding. Gene Ontology annotation, biological process: intracellular glucose homeostasis; glucose metabolic process; glucose 6-phosphate metabolic process. The record is from RefSeq and is a predicted model, not a curated record. Bases 562 to 825 code for a protein of 87 amino acids. The transcript is spliced from 3 exons. Gene Ontology annotation, cellular component: mitochondrion; cytosol.